Molecule: messenger RNA, 291 nt
Organism: Blepharisma stoltei
Lineage: Eukaryota; Ciliophora; Heterotrichea; Heterotrichida; Blepharismidae
Source: the annotation of a GenBank genome assembly
AUGCAUAAUUGGUCUGCACAUAUAUUGCAAGAUGGAGCUCUUACACAGUUUAAGGUGCAAGAACUGUUGCAGGAUUUACAGCUACUGUCAAAGUACUCAGACAGUUUGCAAGGAGCUAUACAAUUUUUAUCAUCUCCUGAUAUACAGAAAAUGCUGCCUAAGUCUGCACCUGUACCUUCAAUUUGCCCCACAUAUAGUUUAAAGCUAAAAAUAAAACCUGUGAAGCCAAAAUUUGUGCCUUUUCCAAUAAAUAAGUGGCUUGACUUGUCCCUAAACAAAUACUGUGAAUAA